Molecule: messenger RNA, 1233 nt
Organism: Mytilinidion resinicola
Lineage: Eukaryota; Fungi; Ascomycota; Dothideomycetes; Mytilinidiales; Mytilinidiaceae
Exons: 2
Coding region: 220-885 (221 amino acids)
Source: RefSeq, a predicted model, not a curated record
GCUCCUCGUGGGACGCAUAUAUGUCGAUGGUUCCACCACGAUGGAUAUCUUUUGAUUUCGACGAAACCAAUGAUCUUAUAUCCUCUAUCAUAGUUAACAUUCUCAAUAGUACUACGAAAACCAGCCUGUAAAUUCUUAUAAACUGGACUCUCCCAAAAUAUCCCAUGCACAUCCCCAUCCUACCUCUUGCCAUCCCAUAGACGCCGCAAGCCCGCCCUCAUGCACACCAACCCUCCCCAAGCUGCAGCCUCGCCCAGGAGCAACCCUAUUACUCACCACCCCAUCCCGCCACCCCCCUACACCCAUCCCAACGACCGCGGCUACGCCCACCUCGUCUCCUCUCUCACCACCCUCUUCCACCUCCUCGCCAUCAGCCUCGUCAUCAUAACCUUCAUCGCCGGCACCGCAAUCGCCCCCGGCACCCGCGAGCAAAGCUUCCGCCCCCGCGUCCUCGGGGACCGCCUCUCCAUCCUACGUAUCUCCGUCACGUUCCACGGCUGGGACACUCCCGACGGCCAGACGCCGCCCUACCAAUACGGCCCCGCCAACCCCUACGAGCCCUACAGCCCUUGGCGCAAGACGUGGGCGAUCCGGGUGUAUCUGAACGGCUGCUGCGCGCGGCCGGAGACAGAUGGGAACAGCGACUACACGAUGCACUGCCUGUACACGGGACCGGGGAGGACGUUUACGAUACGCGACGCGGUGCGGGAGUUGAGGAAGUAUGCGCUCGGCCCUGGGCGCGAGGGGUACCAAAACACCCAUUCGGACUACGUCUCGGUCCCCACGGCGCCGGGGUUUAUCAUGUACGUCGUCGCGAUGCUGAGUUCGGCGGCCGUGCUGGUCUCGAGGGGGGAGGUCGAGUGUGAGAGAUCCGACCAUAUUUGAGUGGGCGUGGGUGAGGGAGAAGGAGGUGCUGUUGUGGGUGAGCGUCGGUGCGGUGCUGUGUUAUAUCGUAGGCAACACGCAGCUGACGGCGUCGGCGCGGAAUUUCGCGGACGACGCGCGGCAUUGGGGAGUCCUAGAGGUGAGCGUGGGUAGUGCGUGGUUGGGAUUGGCAUGGGGAGCUGUGGGCGCGCAGGUCCUUGGGUGGCUAUGCUUGCAGUGGUGUUUCAAGAUUAAGAGGAGGAUUGGAGUGUCUGAGGAGUAUACGAGGCAGGUGGAGUUAAUUAGUAGGGAUGCUGUGAGGGUGGAGGGGGAGCUAGGAGUGGAUGAUGAGGGGUCGCCGCCGAGUUA